CGCACCUUGCCUUGGCGCACGUGCAAUCAACAACCUAAUAAACACAACUUAGAGGUUGUUGUAUGCACAGGAGAGCCGAAUCGAAAUCGAAGUUCGAACGAAGUCGAUAUCGAGUCGUGACAUUUGAAUUCCGCGCGUGAAUUUUUGGCGGGAUUUAGUUGUGUUGCUCAAGAUAAGAAUUGGUGAUUUUAUACGCAGUCUGUGAAUAAUCCACGAUGUUUCACGGAGGCUUGCUGUCGAAAUUAAAGGCGUACUACAAGUGGUACGUGCUCGGGCUAGUGUCAGUCGGCUACAUUUUGGGAGAGCUGGGACAUUAUCUUAUAGGAACAACAUCAAAAGUAACUGCAGAAGUCUUGCACUAUGGUGACAAGUCAUGUCAGUUGAACGCAACACAUUUGCACCUCAGUCAGUUGCCAGUUAUCUGCGAGAAAGUCAACUCUAGCGAAAUAUGCGAAACCUUAACCCUAAACGGCACGCGGUACUGCGAGUGGGGCUACAACGGCCUCGGGAUCGACUACCAGGUGCUCGCCGGGCCCGCCUUUAUGGCCGUGUUCACUGUGGUCGGCGUGGUGCUAGGAGUCGUGGCUGAUAAAUACAACCGUGCCCGGAUCUUAUCCUUCUGUACCCUAGUAUUCGUGAUCGCGAUCCUCUUGAUGGGCACCGUCUCUGAGUACUGGCAUCUCGUGAUACUCCGCAUGAUAAUGGCGGCGGGAGAAUCAGGAUGCAAUCCUCUAGCCACGGGCAUCCUCACAGAUCUGUUCCCGGAACAUCAAAGAGCGCUAGUACUGUCGAUAUUCAACUGGGGGAUCUAUGGGGGAUACGGGAUCGCGUUCCCGGUUGGCAGAUACGUUCCCGAUUUGAACGCUUGGGGAUUGAGUUGGAGGCUCUGUUACUACAGCGCUGGUAUCGUGGGCGUGGUGAUAGCGGCCCUCACCUUCCUCACCCUCCGCGAGCCGGAGAGGACCACCAUUGGGGAGGAAGGAACAGGCAAUGCUAAAUCCGACAGCUUGGAGUCUGGCAAAAAGAUGCCGCAAGUGACAAUCUGGCACGUGAUUGUUCAGCCCAGAAUAAUUCUUCUGUGUCUGGCUGCUUCUAUCAGACAUUGUGGUGGUAUGUGUUUCGCGUACAACGCGGACCUGUACUACCGCGACUACUUCCCGGACGUGGACCUGGGCUGGUGGCUGUUCGCUGUCACUGUUGGGAUUGGCUCCAUUGGUGUUGUUGCUGGCGGUGUUGUUUCGGAUAAAUUCGUAUCCCGCAUGGGCGUCCGUUCCCGCGUGUUAGUGCUCGCGCUGUCGCAGCUCAUCGCAACACUUCCCGCGUUCGGUUCUGUUGUCUUUGGUCCACUCUGGGCUAUGAUCACAUUGGCCUUCUCCUAUUUCUUUGCUGAAAUGUGGUUCGGUAUUCUAUUCGCGAUCCUCGUGGAGAUAGUACCAUUGUCGGUUCGUUCAACAACCGUGGGCGUGUUUCUGUUCGUCAUGAACAAUGUUGGCGGGAACUUGCCCAUAUUGGUGGACCCGGUGUCAAAGGCCAUAGGCUAUAGAGAGGCGAUCAUGAUCUUCUACGCGGGAUUCUAUGCCAUAAGUGCUAUUCUAUUCUUCUUAACAAUGUUCUUCAUGGACGGACCUGUAGAGAAGGAAGAAGACAACAAAACAGACGGUCAAGACAACAGAGCUUACAUUCACGACGAAACCCGCAACAGGCCGACCGCGACAGUGCAAAACGCGCGAUUGUAGAAAAUAAAAUUAUAAUAUGGCAAUCAAUAUUCUUGCCAGACAAAUAAAUCGACUGAUAUGAGGUUGCUUCUACCGUUGUGGAGAUUAUCUGUGUGAUAUCGUUUAUCUGUGGACGUUCAGUUUGACAGCUGUCAUGACAUGGCGCGUAUUUUAAAUUGAAAGUUCGUAAUCUGUAAAAGAUUUCAAUUUUCAAACGAAAUAAUUGUAGUCUUUCAAAGGAAAUGAAUACGAAGUGAUAUUACACCGUUCCUUUAUUUAAUUUAUAAGAUUUAGGUUAACUAGUAUUUAAUGUUCAAUGUUGUUAUAGUUUUAGUUGUUUAUAUUUAUUCCAAAAUUUUAGUGUUGUUCGAAUCACAUAUAUAUUGUUCAGGGGCUUAUAUAUAGAUCUGAGAAUAAUGGAUUAGUCUCAACUUAAACAUGUGUCGCCUAGUAAAUUUAGUAUUUAAAUAGGAUAUUCCUUGAAUUAAAUAUAAAGCCCCAAAACCCAAAUGUGUAACUAACAAAAUGCCCUCUUUUAUUUCCAAAAACCAUAACUAAAAUCUUGAAGAAAAUCAAUUAAAGUGCCAAUAAUAUUGUUUCCAAAUCGUAAUUAAUUGUUAAAAUUAAUUUAUAGGUACCUAAUUCAUAUAAAUGAGUAUUGAGUAACCCUACAUCUUCCAGUGAGUACAUUUAGCUAUUUAAAAUUUUCUCACCAAAGAAUCUAAAUUUUCAAUUUCCAACCAAAACAAUCUGGAAACACUGAUAUGAUUUUUUUUACUUCAGAUUUUCAUAAAACAAAAUAUUACAAU
This is a messenger RNA of Colias croceus (clouded yellow), 2524 nucleotides long. RefSeq names its product putative metabolite transport protein HI_1104 (gene cts). The record is from RefSeq and is a predicted model, not a curated record. The transcript has 11 exons. Gene Ontology annotation, biological process: transmembrane transport. The coding region runs from base 216 to 1736 and encodes 506 amino acids. Lineage: Eukaryota; Metazoa; Arthropoda; Insecta; Lepidoptera; Pieridae. Gene Ontology annotation, molecular function: transmembrane transporter activity. Gene Ontology annotation, cellular component: membrane.